Cylicocyclus nassatus is the source of this 1572-nucleotide messenger RNA. Lineage: Eukaryota; Metazoa; Nematoda; Chromadorea; Rhabditida; Strongylidae. The record is from the annotation of a GenBank genome assembly.
AUGGGCUGGAUCACUAGCACAUUUUCGAUACUCAUUCUCUUUUUGGAACAUGUAACAGGGCAGUACACUUAUCAGCCAUGUGCAGCUCGCACCGUUGGCAAGAAUCAAGUGAUUUGUGUAUGUAACGCUACCUAUUGUGACAAUAUCGAAGCUUUGGGGGACCUGCGUCCGGGACAGGCUGUCCUCUAUUAUUCAAAUUAUGCUGGAAAGCGAAUGCAGCGGUCGAAUCUUAGGCAGACAGCCAAUAGAGCAGAAGGCAGUAUUCUACUCACUCUCAAUCUUACAACCACAUUCCAAAAGAUGAUUGGAUUUGGUGGAGCUUUCACAGAUUCCGCUGGGAUAAAUCUUCGAAGCCUUCCGAAGGCGAUGCAGGGCAGUAUGAUGGAGGGCUAUUAUGGAGCAAGUGGUCUACAAUACACGCUUGGAAGAGUGCCAAUGGCUAGUACUGAUUUUUCCACACAUCAAUACAGCUACGCAGAUUCUCCUGGUGACUUUGCAUUGGCCGACUUUUCGCUGACCACAGAAGAUUAUCAAUACAAGAUCCCCUACAUAAAACAAGCACAAACACUGUCACAAAACGCUACAAGAUUAUUUGCAUCACCAUGGAGUGCACCAGCUUGGAUGAAAACUAAUGGACAGAUGAAAGGUGGAGGCGAGCUCAAGGGCAAGCAAGGAGGUGAUUAUUACCAGACGUGGGCCAACUAUUUCAUCAGAUUUUUCGAGGAGUACCACAAAAAUGGAGUUGACUUCUGGGGAGUUACAGUGCAGAACGAACCUACAUCUGGUCUGAAUCCAGACUGGGGCUGGCAAACUAUGUACUUGAGUGCUGGAAUGGAAAGAGAUUUCGUGAAGAAUUUACUGGGGCCUGCUUUGAAGAAAUCACCGUAUGGCAAAAAUCUGCAACUGAUGAUUAACGAUGAUCAAAGAUAUAACUUGCCGGAAUGGGCCGAUACGAUUCUGAAAGACGCAGAUGCUGCCCAGUACGUUUCUGGUAUAGCUAUUCAUUGGUAUGAAGAUCUGGAGGUUCCUGCAUCGGUGCUGACAACCACGCAUGAACGCCAUCCGCAAUAUUUCAUGCUGGCGACGGAGGCUUGUAAUGGCUAUCUCCCGCUCCAGGGCAAACCCAUUCUAGGCGACUGGGGUCGUGCUGAGACCUACAUCAACGAUAUCGUAACUGAUAUCACCAAUUACGUAGCUGGUUGGACGGAUUGGAAUCUUUGCUUGGACAUGCAAGGUGGUCCCAACUGGGCACAAAAUUUCGUGGAUUCACCGAUCAUUGUGGAUGCGAGCAAACAGGAGUACUAUAAGCAACCCAUGUGGUAUGCAAUGGGGCACUUCAGUAAAUUCGUCCGGCCAGAUUCCUACAGAAUCCUUUCCACCCUGGACCAGUCGGCACCAUUAGCUGUCAAGGAAAUUGCUUUCAUAACACCAAAUGAUAAAAGAGUUGUCAUUUUGGCGAAUACCGACUCUAGUUCCACCUACACCAUCGCAAUAAACGAAGCUCAAACUCCUACUCUGUUUUACAAUGUCGUUUUGGAGCCACAUUCUUUGGCAACGGUGAUUCUCGGAUGA